Messenger RNA from Macrosiphum euphorbiae (potato aphid), 1161 nucleotides. NCBI's taxonomy places the organism in Eukaryota, Metazoa, Arthropoda, Insecta, Hemiptera, Aphididae. The record is from the annotation of a GenBank genome assembly.
AUGACCCCUAUAAAGAUGGAAAAAUAUGAAUGGAUUAAUCCUGAUAACCAUAGUAUUGCCGUUGACGACCAGAAACAACCAGUUUUAAAUGAAAAUGGCGAUCUUAUUGUGUUGGACAACGAAAGCGGAAAGUGUAUAGCAGUUCCUAAUUCUGAGGAAGUAUUGGAAAUUUUUGGUUUUGGGUAUCAUGGGAGUUACGGGUCACCCCCCGGGUCACCAAAAGAUUCGUCUGAACAUGAUAUGAAACCAAUCGUCCAAGUCUUGACAGACGCCGACCAACUACUGUGGAGCAUGAGGACACCAUGCCAGAAGGAUAUCGAAGCGACUAGGGAGAUGCUGGGACUAGUGGCCUCUAAAAAAUACCAGGAUAUGUUCAACGACCAAUGCACUGUCAAGAUUCGAGUGUGGAAGCGGAUAUGCGAGGAACUAAUGUCGAAAGGGUACAGAAUCGCGGACUCAGUGAACGAAGGUGGCAUCAAGUGCCACCAAAAAUGGCGUAAUCUGGAGAAGUCGUACCGGAACUACCUAAUUUGCUCGACAGACCCGAACAGUUCAGCGCCCAAAAAACCACCGCCGUACUUCGAGGCGCUGCACGACAUUCUCAAGCGGAAGAAGAAGUACGCGAACGCGGCCACGUACACGCAAACGGUGGUGGUCGGCGAUGACAUGGCCGACGCGGACGCAUCGAGCGUCAGCGGCAUGCAUAACCAUCACAUGAACGACUCGGACGCGGCACUGGACGACAUGGACGAUAUGGACGGCCCGAAUGACGACCACUGUUACGUGGUCAACAGUUCCGGUCACGUGUCCAAACGGUUCAAAGUGGACCCGCUGACGAUGUGCUCGACCACCAGUGGCGGCGGCGGCAACGGCGGCGGCGGCGUCGGCUCUUCAUCGUCUUCUCGCCGGCAUCAUCACGUCCAGCAACCGGACGUGCUAGAACAAAUCCUGGAACAGAUGGUCCGCGUGCACCGGGACACGUUGUCCAUGCACGAUCGGCACUUCACCAAGAUGGAGAAGCUGAUGAAGGAGAACGCGGUGCAGACCAAGCGGCUUGCCGACGUCAUGAGUCAGUUGUUGCACAACAGCCGCAUGGACGAUUGCGGCAGCGGCAAAAGCAACGACAAGUCGACCGGCAUGAACUCAUCAGACAUUGAAUGA